CCGGCAGCGGGAGCGGCGCCCUCCGGGGGUGGAGCCGCCGCCGCCCGUCCCGCCCGCGGCCCGUGCGCGGUGGCGUCACAGCGUGCGGGCGGCGCUGCCCGCGGCCGAGGGCGCCGAGCCAUGGCCUCGUCCGUGGUGCGCGCCACGGUGCGCGCCGUCAGCAAGCGCAGGAUCCAGGCGACCCGCGCCGCCCUCACGCUGACCCCUUCUGCUGUCCAGAAGAUAAAAGAGCUUCUGAAAGAUAAACCUGACCAUGUAGGUGUGAAAGUAGGUGUUCGUACAAGGGGAUGCAAUGGACUUUCCUACACGUUAGAGUAUACAAAAUCGAAAGGAGACUCUGAUGAAGAAGUAGUUCAGGAUGGGGUUAGAGUGUUUAUUGAAAAGAAGGCACAGCUGACACUUCUAGGAACUGAAAUGGACUAUGUAGAAGACAAACUGUCCAGUGAAUUUGUCUUCAAUAAUCCAAACAUCAAAGGAACGUGUGGCUGUGGAGAAAGCUUUAACAUCUGAAAUGUGAAGAUUACUUCUUUGACUUGGAGCAGCCCAAAACACUUACUAUUAUGACUUUCAGAAGCAAAUGAAUUUUCUUCAGGUUUGUAGGCUGCGUAAAGUGGGGAUACUAUUAAGAAAAAUAAAGUUACAUAUUUGAAAAUAUAAGAUGUGUGUUAAAUUCCACUGCUGAUGUAGUUAUGCUGUAAUUUGUGAUGAGUUGGGAUCUAAAAGGUAAGAACAGUAAGUGCUGCAGUAACAUCUCUACUUUCACUUGCCAAACAAAUAAAAUUUCACUGUUCUUCUCCUCUGUCAUGUUCUUUGUCAUCCUACUCAUACUUCCCCAUUCAAAACCCAUUUGAAAGAAUGUAUAGUGUUCUGCUUUGAUUUGGGGAAAACAAACAAGCAAAUAAACAAAAAAUGGUAACCA
Taeniopygia guttata (zebra finch) is the source of this 919-nucleotide messenger RNA. It is a transcript of the gene ISCA1, whose product is annotated as iron-sulfur cluster assembly 1. Gene Ontology annotation, biological process: iron-sulfur cluster assembly. Lineage: Eukaryota; Metazoa; Chordata; Aves; Passeriformes; Estrildidae. Gene Ontology annotation, molecular function: 2 iron, 2 sulfur cluster binding. Gene Ontology annotation, cellular component: cytoplasm; mitochondrion. The record is from RefSeq and is a predicted model, not a curated record.